UUGGUCCAAUUUCAUCAAUACCUUAGCAGCAAUACUACGUCGUUUAACUCCAAAUUUAGUACCAUCGGAAAAAUCCAUAGACGGCCAGAAAUCGAGAUCGGAAAACAUGCAACUAAUCUCAAUUGUGCAGCCUAGCUGCGGCGGCAGCAUUUCUUCGCUCUCAACACAGGUUUAUCGACGGAAGCGACUGAAGAUUUUGGGCGAGAUUGAACCGGCUGGCAAAUGUCACAAAGAAGAGGCGAAUCUGUUCAAAUUCCUGGCACCACCACUUUUGGCGGCGGUCGUAGCCUUGUCACCUAUAUGCAACCCACCUGUAUCACUGGGACAAACAGUAGAUGCUCAAAAAGGAGCCACCUUGUUCCGCCGAGCUUGCAUAGGUUGCCAUGUUGCCGGAGGAAACAUUAUACAGCCUGGGGCGACUCUGUUAUCGAAAGAUCUACAAAGAAAUGGAGUUGAUACAGAAGAGGAAAUAUAUCGAGUCACGUACUAUGGGAAAGGAAGAAUGCCCGGUUUUGGUGAGAAUUGCACGCCGAGAGGUCAAUGCACGUUCGGGCCUCGACUGCGAGAAGAUGAGAUUCAACUCUUGGCCCGAUUUGUGAAAUCACAGGCUGAUCAAGCUUGGCCUAAUAUAGAAACUGAAGGUGAUUAGUUUGAGUAAAUUAACUCUCUAUGAUUAAUUAUUUUAGUUUGUAAGAUGUUUUGAUACUUGUGUAAAAUCUUGUAUUAAAUGUGUUUUAUCAAGUUUA
This is a messenger RNA of Erythranthe guttata (spotted monkey flower), 746 nucleotides long. It is a transcript of the gene CYTC6A, whose product is annotated as Cytochrome c. Lineage: Eukaryota; Viridiplantae; Streptophyta; Magnoliopsida; Lamiales; Phrymaceae. Gene Ontology annotation, molecular function: electron transfer activity; iron ion binding; heme binding. The record is from RefSeq and is a predicted model, not a curated record.